AUGCCCUGCUCACAAGAGGCACAAGUCGUCUCCCCCAGCAAGUGGGCCUGGGCCACGGAGGCGGGAGAUAUGCACCUCCGCUUUGCCUGGCUCUCGGAGCACGCCACAGCCCCCACCAAGGGGUCCGCGCGCGCCGCGGGCUACGACCUGUACAGUGCCUAUGAUUACACAGUACCACCGAUGGAGAAAGUGCUUGUGAAAACUGACAUUCAGAUAGCCCUUCCUUCUGGGUGCUAUGGAAGAGUGGCUCCUCGUUCUGGCUUGGCAGCAAAACACUUCACAGAUGUAGGAGCUGGUGUCAUAGAUGAAGAUUAUAGAGGAAAUGUUGGUGUUGUCCUGUUUAAUUUUGGCAAAGAGAAGUUUGAAGUCAAAAAGGGUGAUCGAAUUGCACAGCUCAUUUGUGAACAGAUAUUUUACCCAGAAAUAGAGGAAGUUCAAAUUUUAGAUGACACUGAAAGGGGUUCCGGAGGCUUUGGUUCCACUGGAAGUAAUUAA
Messenger RNA from Budorcas taxicolor (takin), 495 nucleotides. Its product is annotated as deoxyuridine 5'-triphosphate nucleotidohydrolase-like. The record is from RefSeq and is a predicted model, not a curated record. NCBI's taxonomy places the organism in Eukaryota, Metazoa, Chordata, Mammalia, Artiodactyla, Bovidae. Gene Ontology annotation, molecular function: dUTP diphosphatase activity; magnesium ion binding. Gene Ontology annotation, biological process: dUMP biosynthetic process; dUTP catabolic process. The coding region runs from base 1 to 495 and encodes 164 amino acids. The transcript has a single exon.